AUGACCCAAACCAACAUCCACAUCCCAAGCCUUGGAAACAGAAACACAUUCACCCGGACAUUGAGCAUAGAUGAUCUGAAGAGCUGCGUAAUCGUUGAAAGUGCAUUUACCGAGCAGGAGCGCUGUUCCGAAGAAAAGUUCCGCUACCGCCUGAGCUCAUGCCCAGAUCUCUGCCUGGGUCUAUUCCUCGACAACGACAACGAAAAGCCACCCACACUAAUCGGCCAUGUCAUCGCAGUCCGCUCACCAUAUACGAGGGUGACAGACGGCUCGAUGUCCAUGCCAGAGAAUUGGGAAUCAUUGCCGAAUGAUGAACCAGUCUUUGUGGACGGUGAGCUAAUUGGUAAUCACAAGUAUGGGGAUUCAAUUGCUAUUCAUUCUGUUGCUAUUUCGCCUGAUUAUCAGGGGAAGAGGGUUGGGAGGGCGCUUGUUAGUGCUUACACUCGGCAUCUUGAGAAGGGGUCUUUUGGAGCUAGUAGAGCUGUCCUCAUUGCUCAUGAUUACUUGGUACACUUUUAUGAGAGUGUUGGGUUUAAGAACUUGGGGUUGAGCAAGUCUAGCUUUGCUGGGGGGUUUGGUAUGAUAUGUCAUAUGAGCUUUGAGCUCUAG
This is a messenger RNA of Penicillium antarcticum, 609 nucleotides long. RefSeq names its product GNAT family N-acetyltransferase. Gene Ontology annotation, cellular component: cytoplasm. NCBI's taxonomy places the organism in Eukaryota, Fungi, Ascomycota, Eurotiomycetes, Eurotiales, Aspergillaceae. The transcript is spliced from 3 exons. Gene Ontology annotation, molecular function: aralkylamine N-acetyltransferase activity. The record is from RefSeq and is a predicted model, not a curated record. Bases 1 to 609 code for a protein of 202 amino acids.